Pseudoliparis swirei is the source of this 2939-nucleotide messenger RNA. RefSeq names its product thrombopoietin (gene thpo). The record is from RefSeq and is a predicted model, not a curated record. Gene Ontology annotation, cellular component: extracellular region. The coding region runs from base 589 to 1308 and encodes 239 amino acids. Gene Ontology annotation, biological process: cell population proliferation. Gene Ontology annotation, molecular function: hormone activity; cytokine activity. NCBI's taxonomy places the organism in Eukaryota, Metazoa, Chordata, Actinopteri, Perciformes, Liparidae. The transcript is spliced from 5 exons.
UCACGUGACGCUCUUCAGGAAUUACCUUUCGACAUUUUCAAUUCAUACCAGAGGAGUCGCCCCCUGGUGGUCAGGAGAGAGAAUGCAGCUUCAACACAUGAAGCACAGGCUUCUAUACAACCAGAGGAGUCGCCCCCUGGUGGUCAGGAGAGAGAAUGCAGCUUCAACACAUGAAGCACAGGCUUCUAUACAACCAGAGGAGUGGCCCCCUGGUGGUCAGUACGCUGUAGUAACAGCGGUGUUGUAACUCGUCCUCCUGGGUCUUCGUGGUUCCUCUCUGGUCUUAUUUGCGUUGAGCGGCCAGAAGUCAAACAUUAACUUUCUGCUCCACCAAAUAUAAAAGCUGCUUCCCGUGAAGAGCUUCCGAUGAGUCAGUUCUCCUCAUGACGCCCACGAGUCCAGAGGAACCGCUCGGCUCGCACAGAAAGCAGCAGCAGGGCUUCUCUCCGACGGCGUUAAAACGUAGGGAACAUAAGAGCUGAACUCCCAACGGAUCCACAAUGACGUUCCCUCUGAGCUGGCGGUCCGUGGCGCCUCGGGGGAGGAGCAGGACGCAGCUGAGGGGCCCCACGCAGCCAGCGCCGGGUUAUGGAGUAUAGCAGACUGCUGCUGCUGGUCGGACUCAUGUCCUCGGUGCCGGCCCGGCCCGCCGACUUCUGGUGCCACCGGCAAGCCAGGAAGAAUCUGGAGAGGAGCAUCGAGGGCCUGAGUGACGACCUGGUCACCUGCGUGGGUGCAGACACGCUGCCCUCCCCGGUGCAGCUGCCAUGUGUCCAGCUGCACGCCACAGAGUGGGCCAACACCACGCUCCAUCACAAGCGGGCCGAGGUGCUCGGCGCCCUGCGGUUGCUCCUGGACGGCGUUCAGGGGGCGAGGACCCGGUCCAGGUCCUCGUGCCAGACCUCGUUGUUGGGGAGGCUGGAGCGCCACAUCACCAACUACGUGGCCAUUGUGGGAGGGGUCCACAUACGGAGCGUCACCACGGCGCCCCCUGGCGGCGCGGUGCAGAACUGCUCCAGCGUGAGCUCCACCGGCUCCGUGCUGAAGCAGUACGGGAACCUGCUCAGGGGGAAGCUGGAGCGCCUCGCCGUCGACCUCCGGGACCUCGUCUGCCGAGCGGAGAGGGGGAGGAGGACGGCGAGGGAGGGAGCGGCGGACGGAGGAAACCACAGAGCCAACGCAGGGACCGAUGAAUGUUAUCACGACAACAUGACACACACAAGGAGAGACGCUUUGUGGAAAGACAACAACAACAAAAAGGACAAACACAAGCUGUUGACGCUCAAAGUGAAGACAAGACAUUCCUGAAAAACCUCGAAAAAUCCAAAAUACAGCGACGCCAUCUUGAAUGUUCGUGUUUUCUAACGAUACAUUCGAUGGGACCCGGCUAAUAAAGGUCACGUUUGGAGGGUUCAGCAACUAGCCGGCCCAGAGCCGUCUCCAUUGGGGGAGACGCUUCUGGAGGCCGCAGCAGACUUUGUGUUCACUGCCCGACGAACGAUGGAUGCGAUCCGAAGGAAUGCAGCGCUCUCAUUGGCCCAGCCAGCGCGAUCAUGUGACCGAAAAACAACACAAAUCCACACGAGGAGUCACGGCUCCUGGCGUCAAAACGUAAACAAAAACAAAAACGACAAAGACGAGCUGAGAGACGGUCAAAGUGAAGUCAAGACGUCGAGAGGAAAACCUCGAAAAAUCCAAAACACAGUGCCGCCAUCUUGAAUGUUCGUGUUUUAUAAAGAUACAGUAGAUGGGACCCGGCUAAUAAAGGUCGCGUUGAGGGGUCCAGCAACUAGCCGGCCCAGAGUCGUCUCCAUUGGGGGAAAAUAGCCACGGCGCGUUUCUUUUUUUGGGGUGGUGAUGGAGGUGGAGAAGUUCCCUCAGCGUUUGGACUGGAGGCCUCAGAACAUUUCACAGACAUGACUUCAGGGUCCGUGAAGCGAAACUAAUCCAUCUGGAGCGAUGACGUCAUGGCUCGACUUUAAGUCAGAACCCCACACACUCGUUUGUUUCCAUGAAUCUAUCCCUUUACCAGAGGAGAGCUCCGUGUGUGACUGAACUGUGUGGUUGUAGCGCCAUCUGGUGGUGCUGCACGGGAGGUGCAUGUUGUUGAGCAUCUGACUCUUCAUAUCUCAUUUUAUAUUCAAUUCCCUUCACAUUUGAUCUUAAAAUAAUAAAAUCUUUAGAACAGUUAAAGAUACACUUUUUGUUAAAGGGCCAGUGUGUAGCAUUAUGGGUGAUCAAUUAGUAGAGAUAUAAUAUUCAUGACUGUGUGUUUUUAGCUGUCUAUAACAACCUCAGUUAAGAAUUCCUGUGUUUUGUUGUUAUUUUACAACGACAACGGGUCCGCUAGAGCCGCCAUUUUGUUCUACGGUAGCCCAGGAGGGACAAACCGAACGCGGCUGUGAAAAGAAGCUUUCCUCGUUGUUACCUGGAGUUCUUUCUGUAACUGUAGCAACGUGAGCCGCAGAGUGGAGAAGCAUAAUAUGGCAUGGAUGGCCCCUGAGCGACGAGAGGGUGCAAUACGCGACCUCGCCACUGGGUGUCGCUGAAUCUCAAGCGCUGUCCCUUUAAAGCACUCAACAGCGCCCAAAAAAAGGCUAAAUACCCUCCCACUUCAACAGGGAUCCCAUUGAGUCGUGUAACAGAAUCAAUGAGUGCAUUUUUAAAGUUUUAAUUUUGAAGUUGAGAUUUUAUUACGUUAGUGUGAAAAGUUCGAGGAUGUCUGAAUGUAUGUAUAUACGGUGAAUGUAUACGGAGUUAAUUUGUCUGUUACUUUUAUAGAUGUUGAAAACAAGUAUCAUAUAUAUAUAUAAAUAUAUAAUAUAUAUAAUAUAUAUAUAUAUAUAUAUGUGUGUGUGUGUGUGUAAUUCUUGCAAAAUCCAUUAGACUCUACUCGUGAGACUCUGUUACGUGUGUUAAUAAAUUAUUUAUUUACCGAA